AUGAUUCCAUCUAGAAAUAACCAGAAGAUUAUGCUGAGAAAGGGACAGCUGGAGUGCCCCUUUGCUCAAGAUAAGGGGCAGCAAUUGAAGAAAUGGGAAGGCUACAGAGACUGGAGAAAUAGACCAGCCUUGAAAGGCCGUCAUGGUGGCAUGCUUGCUGCCUCCUUUGUCUUAGUAGUGGAAGUCUUGGAGAAUCUAGCAUUCCUGGCAAAUGCAAGCAAUUUGGUUCUUUAUCUGUCAAAAUUCAUGCAUUUUUUACCAUCUAGUUCGGCCAACAUGGUUACCAACUUCAUGGGCACCGCCUUCCUCCUUGCUCUCCUUGGUGGCUUCUUAUCUGAUGCCUACAUUUCCACCUAUUGCAUCUAUUUCAUAAGUGCAACAACAGAAUUUAUUGGUCUGUUGAUACUCACACUUCAAGCUCAGAUACCUUCACUGAAACCUCCAGUCUGCACAUCAGUUAACAGAAACAUUCCAUGUGAAGAAGUUGAUGGAGGAAGAUCAGUGAUGUUAUUUGCAGGCCUCUAUUUGGUAGCACUAGGUGUUGGAGGAAUAAAAGGUUCGCUUCCUCCGCAUGGAGCAGAGCAGUUUGAUGAGCAUACCCCACCUGGAAGAAAGCAGAGAUCAACAUUCUUCAAUUAUUAUGUUUUUUGCCUCUCUUGUGGAGCACUAAUUGCAGUCACAUUUGUGGUGUGGAUCGAAGAUAAUAAGGGCUGGCAUUGGGGUUUUGGAAUCGCCACUGCUGCCAUAUUGAUCUCCAUACCAGUUUUCCUCCUUGGCUCAGCUUGUUACAGAAUUAAAAUUCCCAGUGGAAGCCCUAUCACAACAAUGUUCAAGGUCUUGGUGGCUGCAAUUUAUAAUGCUUGGGUUCUGAGGAAUUCUGGCAAUGCUAUAGAGAACAUGAGCACAACCUUGUCAUGUACAACUGAGGCUGGAGAGGACGAACAACAUUGUAGAGGAAACGCAGAAAUCCAGAGUGCAACGGAAGACCUCAAGUUUCUUAACAGAGCAUUAAUGAGCACAUCAACACCACCAUGGCUCAAGUGCACGACAAAACAAGUGGAAGAAGUGAAAACUGUCCUUAAGAUCCUGCCAAUUUUCAUGUCAACCAUUAUGCUUAACUGCUGCCUUGCUCAGCUUUCCACUUUUUCAGUCCAACAAGCAGCCACCAUGAACACUCAAGUUGGAGGUUUAAGAGUUCCACCAGCUUCUCUUCCAGUAUUUCCUGUGCUGUUUAUAAUGAUACUUGCACCAGUCUAUAACCAUGUUAUAGUACCAAUUUUCAGAAAGUUGACCAAUACUGAAAUGGGAAUUACUCAUUUACAACGAAUUGGAACCGGCCUAAUUCUUUCAAUUGUAGCCAUGGCUGUUGCAGCUUUAGUCGAGAUGAAGCGAAAGAGAGUGGCAAUACAAUCCGGCCUAAUGAACUCAACAGAACCUCUUCCAAUCACAUUCCUUUGGGUGGCACUUCAAUACGUGUUCCUUGGUUCAGCUGAUCUAUUCUGCCUAGCUGGCAUGAUGGAUUUCUUCUUUACAGAGGCCCCAUUUAGCAUGAGAUCAUUAGCAACAUCUCUCUCAUGGGCUUCAUUAGCCAUGGGUUAUUAUCUCAGUUCAGUGCUUGUAGCAAUAAUCAACGAUAUAACUCGGAACUUUAGUCGAACUCCAUGGCUCGAUGGCAGUAAUUUAAACCAUUAUCACCUGGAAAGAUUUUACUGGUUAAUGUGCAUAUUAAGUGGUCUGAACUUCUUGCAUUAUUACUUGUGGGCACGACACUACAGGUAUGCAUCAUCAACGCCUGAUGAUCAGAAGGAAAUUCAAUUACACUAA
Molecule: messenger RNA, 1824 nt
Organism: Fraxinus pennsylvanica
Lineage: Eukaryota; Viridiplantae; Streptophyta; Magnoliopsida; Lamiales; Oleaceae
Source: the annotation of a GenBank genome assembly